Molecule: messenger RNA, 3878 nt
Organism: Zerene cesonia (dogface butterfly)
Lineage: Eukaryota; Metazoa; Arthropoda; Insecta; Lepidoptera; Pieridae
Product: ras-related protein Rac1
Exons: 6
Coding region: 302-880 (192 amino acids)
Biological process (GO): regulation of actin cytoskeleton organization; motor neuron axon guidance; cortical cytoskeleton organization
Cellular component (GO): plasma membrane; cytoskeleton; cell projection
Molecular function (GO): protein kinase binding; GTP binding; GTPase activity
Source: RefSeq, a predicted model, not a curated record
UCUGCGGACGUAACGUAAUCGGCAAAUGGCAAUCGCCAUCGGCGAAUCUGUUGCUGUGUAGUGAACUUCGCUUGUGAAUUGUGUUUCAUAUUGUUAACAAGAUAUAUUAUGAAAAUUAAGUUAUUGCCUAAGAACAGUUUUGUAUCAAAUAAGUGCUGAUGAUCAAUGUUAUGUAUUUAAAUAGCUAUAAAGUCGUGAUUGUGCAGUGAGUAACGAUUUGAGAUUGCUUCGAAGCCUUCUGUGUGAUAAUCGUGUUGUUUUAUUAUUGCUUCGGAUAUACGAUACGGAUUUUUGAACAGAAAUGCAGGCGAUCAAGUGUGUCGUCGUUGGCGAUGGUGCCGUUGGUAAAACAUGCCUGCUCAUCAGUUACACAACAAAUGCCUUCCCCGGGGAGUACAUACCUACAGUAUUCGACAACUACUCAGCGAACGUGAUGGUGGACGGCAAACCGAUCAACUUGGGGCUCUGGGAUACGGCCGGGCAGGAGGACUACGACAGGCUGCGUCCACUCUCCUACCCACAGACGGACGUGUUCCUAAUAUGCUUCUCGCUCGUCAACCCAGCGUCCUUCGAGAACGUUCGAGCUAAGUGGUACCCAGAGGUGCGGCACCACUGUCCAUCGACGCCCAUCAUCCUCGUGGGGACCAAGCUCGACCUGCGCGAAGACAAGGACACCAUCGAGAAGCUCAAGGACAAGAAAUUAGCUCCUAUCACCUACCCACAGGGCCUAAGUAUGGCGAAGGAGAUUGGCGCCGUGCGAUAUCUAGAAUGUUCCGCGCUGACGCAGAAGGGUCUGAAGACGGUGUUCGACGAGGCGAUCCGCGCGGUGCUGUGCCCCGUGCAACCCGUCAAGGUUAAACGGAAGUGUACGCUCCUGUAAGGACUAGAUAGUGUAGAAAAGCUGAAGCCAGUGCAUACAGCAUUGCUAACAACAAGCCGCACCACCAUCCGUCGACAUUUGACACAUCAGUGCGCUGACACACAAACAAUGGACUGCAAAUGCAUACAUAGAUGUUAAUUUUUAAUGUUAAUAAUCAUUAAUGUAACGUGGAUGUGAGUGAGGUCCGUAUAUGUAAACGCUUUUGUAUAAUCUGUGAAAUGUCACUGACAGUUGUCUAUGGUAACAAUAUGGCAGUCGUUUUAUACAAUUUUCACAUGUUUCGUAUUUUUGGGUGCUUUCUCUGACGCUGGAAAUAGAAUUAAUACAUUCCUACAUUAAUUAAAAGUUAUUUGCCCACCACUUGUUUUUUUAUGUCGUACAUUUGGCUCUGGCCACUAGAAGCUGUGGUCGUUCGUUUGACGUGGAAUUGUUGAAUUUUAUGUUAGGCAGAGAUUAUAUUUUUCGAUUAUUGCUUAUAUUUGUUUCCAUCGUUGUAUUUCAUAGUAGUUUUCGAUAAGUACAUAUUCAGUAUUCGCUAAGAGUUUACCCAUGUGUAUUGUAAGAUUUAAACAGCAUUAAUUGCAAUGAAAUAAAUAUACAUUAUUAUUGGCGAAUGUUCUACAGCAAUCGAGAGCGAGGUACAAGAAUGUUUAAAGGUGAAUUUUAUAAGUAUUAUUGUUUAUGUCUGAUACAAAAUUAUUUCUAAAAUUCUUUCGGAGGCACCCGCAUUGUCGAUGCGGUAAUACAUAUCGUCAGAAAGCUAAAAUAAGCUAUUACAGUAGACUACAAUGAUAUCUUCAUCCAUAUGUGACCUUGAAAAGGUUUAAAAUUUUAUUCCAAAUAAAAUAAAUCAUAAAGUUUUAAUUGCACAGCAAUAUGUUAAGACAAAUGAAAUAUAAUAAUAAUCUCAGCGAUUUUAAAAGCCAGAGCAAGCCAAGCAAAUAAUUAUCUUAGUAAUACGUCACAAUACCCCGUCUAAAAUAAUGCCAGUUUAAAAUUCUUUGAUAUUUGUAAUUAAUAGAUGUAUGAUGAAGAUAUCAUAUUUUAUCGUUUUGUAACUACUGCAUUACACCGCACAAUUAAAACAUAGCAUUAACCGACCGAAUUUAAGAGGACAACAUUUAUAUCGUUCUCUGCUAUUAUCAUUCUCCUUCUAAAUUCGAUCGCAUAGAUUAGUUCAAGGAGGCAUUUUCGCUAAAUGUGAUACCGGGUUUAGGCUUUAAUUGACUAGAUUCGAUUAACGGCCUCUAGCUAUUUUAUUCCUGUAUGCUAUAUAAACUUGGAUCCUGUUAUGUAUUCGUUUUUAUUGUGUAGUGGCAACUGGCAAGUUAAUUAUUGUCUAAAUCCACUCCUAAGGUUAUAAGGUUAAAUAGUUAUUACACGUAUGGAAUAUGGAUGCGUCUAAGGUGUGUGCAAUUGUUACUGCUUAUUGUCACCCUCAUUUCGACGUUACGAUUACGAUGCCAUAGACUAUAUUCGUUAAUUUUAAAAUUUGAAAAUAGAACUAGUUGCUUAACUUUUUAAAAGCAUCAACAAUUGCACAAAAUAGGUUCAUAGGAAUAAGGUUUUAAUGUAUGUAUUGUUCAGAUGCAAAUAUUUAGAAGAAUGAGCAUGUAAAUAAAUGUAAUUUAGUUUUUAAUAAAAUAUGUAAUCGUACGCGCCAUUUGAUUUGGUGUUGCAUUUUUAUAUUUAGAAAGAAUCAUUUCAUAGUGGCUUUGAACGCAUUUUAUAUUAGUUCAAAUGUAUUCGGUUAGAAAUAAAUAAAUAAUUUAUAUAAACAAUUUUAACAAUUUUAUUCGUAUACGCGCUAACUUGAAUAUCUAUAAAUUUUGUCAAGCAUUAGUAAAUUGUCAAAAAUAAGUACUAUUCAAAAUGCAAUUUUUUGAUUAUUGUUUAAAGUAUUUUUAAUCCUUACAUUUCAUAUAUUUAAACAAUGUUUUGAUGUUUUAUGUAACUCACUAAAUGGUAGCACAUAACCUCUAUAUUUUAGUCCAAAUUUAUCAAUUUUGUAACCUAUGUAUAAAUCGGUGUUAGCUUAUAAAUUUGUUAUGUAAGGCUUACCAUACUGUUCGAUAAUAUCCCUUUAAGUAAUUUAUAUACGUACUUAAUUGCAACACUUGUAUUUCGUAUAAAUUAAUUAUUUUGAAGACUUGAAUUUAAAAUACACAUAAAUGAAACUUUUCAGUGACAAUUUCAUAAAAUUGUCUCUUUGUUUUUCGUGACCGAGUGAAAAAUAUAAAACACUCGAAACUUUCAAUUUAAUAAUGUUUGAUUUGUAAGUAUCCAUACCCGCCCAUGAGCAUUCGCCGCUGCAAAUGCGUUGUGCGUUUUAAAGAAACGGGACGACGAUGAAACGACGGCGACGACGUUGACGACGGGAAAAGGGAAGGGUAAGGAAAAGGAAAGGAAGUGUAUAUUGUAACAAUAAACUAUUAUACAUUCAUUCAUGUUAUGAGGAUUGUAAGAGCUAAUGGGUACAUAAAUACUUAUAUUCUUAGCAUGUUUAAUGAAAUCACCCGAGUCCAUAUAUAAGCAUGUGCAUUGAAGUGAUUGAUUUACUUGUGUUGACAUUUGAUAUUUAUAACUUAUUAUAUCUAUAUUUGCUCUAUUGGACUUUGUCGGGUGUGUUGGAAGUUGUUAGCAAUUCCACAAUCGCAAAGUUUCAAUAUCGUAUGUAGGAAGACAAUAAGUACUUGAAACGUGUCUGCGUUUUAUAAAAACAUCUCUGCAAAACAACAAAUACAUGUGAAAUUAUUAAUGUUUAAUUAACUUUUAACUUGAAUUAUUAUGAUUAAACAAAUGGUAAGCCUAAUUGUUAUUAAUAAUUGUGUAUUCGACGUAAGUGUCCCCGCUUUUAGUAACAGCUUGUAUUAUAUUAUUUUUCUACAAUAAAAACGUAUUUAUAAGGUACGCCGUAUGCUACUGAAGUGUCGAGUAAUUCUUCCAAAUAUUGUGAAGCCUCUGAAUAAUUCAAAAUAUAUUUAUAUUAACUGUUCAA